GGAGCGGGUGAGUACCCGGUUCCCUCGGUUCCCCCUCCGCUCCCUGCGGCUUUGCGGGCGCUUUGGCAGCGGGCGAAGGCGUCCGGGGGUUGAGGGGGCGUCGCGGCAGCCGGGGGUUGGCGGUAGCGGAGCCCGGAAAAACGCGUGGUGGGCGUGAAGCCGGGCGCAGGAGCUCUGGGGGAGGUAGGGGGCGGCCCGGCCCGGCGUUCCCCGCGUUCACGUGUGUUCGUCCGUCAGCGCCGUACCCCUUCAGCCUCCGGCCGCGUACCGGGCGUGGCAGACCUGAGCGGCAACUUUUUCUUGCGGGUUCUGCAUUCCAGGUAACCCGCUGGGAAAUAAAAUGCGUGAUAAAGCGUAUUGACGGUGUUUAUAGGAAAGGGGUCGGAACAGGGCAUGCGUGCUAAACAUGGAGGAAGAUGAAGAGGAAGAUUACAUGUCUGACUUAUUUCUUAAGCAGGAUGUAAGGCCGGGCUUGCCCAUGGUGAGGCGGAUGAAGGAAGCUAUUCAGAAAGAAGAAAAGCUAAAAGAAGCCAAUGAGAAGAACAGACAAAAGAGUGUAAAAGAAGAAGAAAAGGAGAGGCGUGACUUGGUAUUGAAAAGUGCUUUGGGCAAUGAGAACAAAGGCUUCGCUUUGCUCCAGAAGAUGGGCUACAAGAGCGGCCAGGCCCUUGGCAAAAGCGGAGAAGGCAUUGUUGAACCUAUUCCUCUGAACAUUAAAACAGGCAGAAGUGGGCUUGGUCACGAGGAAUUAAAAAAGCGAAAAGCUGAAGAAAGACUGGAAAACUAUAGACAAAAACUCCAUAUGAAAAAACAAGCAAAUGAACAAGCAGCAGAUCAGUUCAGAAUAAGAUUCAAAAACAAACAAGAAGAACGAAAGAUGGAAGGGGACCUUCGAAAAAGCCAGCGGGCUUGCCAGCAAUUAGACAUGCAAAAAGAUAUUGAUGUUCCCAAAGAGACUUGGUAUUGGCUAGAACCUGAUGAGGAAGACAAAAAGGAUGAGGAAGACAAGGAAGACGAAUGCACCAGCUCAGACUUAAGUGUAUCAGAAAAGCUACACAUCCUGACUGCCUAUUUGAGACAAGAACACUUUUAUUGCAUUUGGUGUGGAACAACCUAUGAAGACUCCAAAGAUUUAUCUUCAAACUGCCCUGGAGACAGUGCUGCAGAUCAUGACUAAAGCCUUUCUAAAGGGUGGAGUCCUAGAUAAGUAUGUAUCCUUCAUAAUAUCUUUUAGAAGGUUUGGAGCUGCGCCAUACUGAAGAAUUCACACCAAAGCAUGCAGAAGAAUAGUUUUGUUGACAGGUUAAACUCACAUUUGUGAAGCAUCUUGUGGGUUUUCUGCUUGAUGCACAAUUUAAUAGGAAUCAAAAUUUUGCAUUUAUAAUUGAACUAGCAUAAUUGAGAGACAGGUUAAGCCUUCCAGAGUCUUUGGUUGUGCCCUGCCCAACUGAACAAGAUCAGCUGAUAAUAGAAUUCAGGUUUGAGUAAGGGAAUAAAUAUUGGCUAGUUACUCUGUAUAAUGUGUUAAACAGGGGUUUUUUAUCUUUACAGAGAUGACUAAACAUCAGUCUUUGAUCCUUACUAUCUUAGACCCGGUGGGGGGGAAAAAAAGCUUGUGAAACAUUACAGUGACGUUAUUUGAACCAAUAUUCUCUUGAAUGUAGAGGUGCAUAUUUUACAUAACUAAAUAGUACCAGAUCAUUA
Molecule: messenger RNA, 1704 nt
Organism: Grus americana (Whooping crane)
Lineage: Eukaryota; Metazoa; Chordata; Aves; Gruiformes; Gruidae
Gene: GPATCH11
Product: G-patch domain containing 11
Exons: 8
Coding region: 407-1177 (256 amino acids)
Cellular component (GO): kinetochore
Molecular function (GO): nucleic acid binding
Source: RefSeq, a predicted model, not a curated record